AUACGUUAAAGAGCUCGAGUCAAAUCUGAUCUACCUCUCUCUCUACUGUGUUAACUGUUACAGUUAUAAUUAAUUAUUAUACUUAUAUUACAUUUUCGAAUUUUCGAGAGAUAUUUACUUAUACGAACAGAUAAGUGCGUACACUUACUGUUCAGUUCGCAGUUUAAGCACGCGGUAUUCACUAUACAGUUAGCAUUAUAAGUUUCACGUUAGUGGUUGUUUUUUUUUCUUUCGUUGAAAAUCGAAUGUGAGACACGUCUAUUUAUCGUAAAUAUACCAUAUACCGCCAAAUUUCCUUCCAAAAAAACCAAACCUAUCACAAAAAUGGAAGAAGUAAAGAUGAUCGAAAGCGGAUUCACCACUCAAUUAAAAUCUCGGAUCAAAGAUAAAAUCGAAGGUCAUCCGUUAUGGGGCUCGCAAUGCCUGCUUACAGAUCCCACAGCCGUUAUCGAUACACAUCGGGAAUACGUUCGAAGUGGUGUCGAUAUCCUCAUCACUAACACAUACCAAGCCAGCAUACAAGGGUUCAAGAAAUACCUUAAUUUAGACGAAACUCAAAGCUUCGAACUGAUCAAACAAGCUGUACAAAAUUGUCACGAUGCUAUUGCCAUUGAAAAAAGUCAAAAAACCAUUGAUCACAAUAAAAAACACCUUAUCGCCGGUGCUAUCGGUUCAUUCGGCGCAUACCUGGCAGAUGGAUCCGAGUACAACGGUAAUUACAUAGACAAAUACAAUAUCGAUUAUAUACGAGAUUGGCAUCGACCGCGGAUACAGGCUUUGGUCGAAGGAGGAGUCGAUAUCAUCGCAUUCGAAACUCUACCCGUUCAAAAAGAAGCCGAAAUGUUGGUCCAACUGGUCAAAGAAUUUCCAAACGUGAAAGCUUGGUUAUCGUUUUCAGGCAAGGAUGAAAGACACAUAGCUCACGGAGAAGAGUUCCAACAAGCUGCUUUAAAAUGCUGGUCAUUGAAUCCCGAUCAACUUAUCGCCAUCGGAGUCAAUUGCACUGAAUCUAGGAUAUCCACCGAACUCCUAUCCACCUUGGUUGGUAAAAAUGUUCCCAUGAUUGUGUAUCCGAAUGCUGGUCAGAUAUGGGAUGGAAAAAAUAAAGUCUGGAAGACGCCAGAGAAUAUCGAAUCCGUUGAUCAGCUGGUGGAAAAAUGGUGCGACAUGGGUGUCAAGUACAUAGGAGGAUGUUGUGGUACUACCAUGGAAACUAGACGUUUUAUGAGAAAAGUGAUCGACGAGUAUAACGCCAGAUCGAAGUCGAGCACCAAUUGAUAAAAAUUAAGUAAAGACUCACGACUAAUUUUACCCACCUGAUGAUCCUGCCUUUCUAAACAAAAUUCAGUAUAGGUACAUAAAGUUAUUAUAAAGACCGAGGAGGGGGGAGGAAGGGUACCUCGUGUAUUUUUAAUCAUUUAAGACGUGUGGCUGUUGAUAUAAUAGCCACUAUAUAAGCUGAAAAUAUAUUACGUGAAAUUGUUCUAAAUUGUAAUUUAAACAUUUUAUUAUGUGUAGGUAUUUAAUUUGUACUGUGUGUUUUGUAUUGGCAAAUAAAAUGUCUUGAGACUUUUCAA
Molecule: messenger RNA, 1577 nt
Organism: Planococcus citri (citrus mealybug)
Lineage: Eukaryota; Metazoa; Arthropoda; Insecta; Hemiptera; Pseudococcidae
Exons: 6
Coding region: 325-1278 (317 amino acids)
Biological process (GO): S-methylmethionine cycle
Molecular function (GO): zinc ion binding; S-adenosylmethionine-homocysteine S-methyltransferase activity
Source: RefSeq, a predicted model, not a curated record